AUGAUGUGUCCGGUAGCGACAGGCCUUAAUGCCAUUCCAGUCUCCCAAGAGAUGGGAAACCAACUCCUCCGCACUGCGAGAGGAGCCGAUAAGAGUGACGAGCGAGCGGAAGGGACUCAGCCGCUUCCGGAAACGCGAUGGGAGUCUGGGUCAGAGUCGACCCUGAGUGAAGAGACUCCGGACGCGACGAUGAAUAGCAGCAGGAAGUCUGCACAGGCGACAGAAGACAGAAAUAGGUCAGACGCGACAGAGAUUGUGCCACACUGGUGGAGGGAGACUUGCAUGAAAGAGUCUUACGAUCAAGGGGGAGCGUUGUGCUGUGCGGGUGCGACGGCGGUACUUCGCGUUGAGCUUGUAGGGAGUCCUUGCGAGGCCCUCUUGAACACUGGGGCUUCUAGAAGUUUCAUUAGUCCUAAAUUGGUCGAACGACUGCAGCUGAAAGUGCGGAGACUACCAAAGGAACAUAGGUUCACCAUAGCUACAGGUGCACUAUUACGCAUUGAUCGGGUAGUGACGGGAUUGACGUUGUGGUGUGGACAUACACGUUUUUCCGGGGACUUUCUAGUGGGACCCGUUCCCUACGACUUAGUCUUGGGUUUGGAUUGGCUGACGGAACACAAGGUGGCCUGGUACUUCCAGUCUGACAAACUCCGAACCUAUGUGAAUGGCCAGUGGUGCGAGCUACCAGUCGUUCGGACGGGUGAAUCGACGCGGCAAAGCGAUAGCUCCACCGUAGUCUACCCUCGGACUCCAGCAGAGCAAGCAUACGAGAUCUUGGCCAAACAAGUGGCGGGUAUGUCAGCCGAGGAGGCAGCUGUAUUCCUACGCCCGCCGCCAAAGAGGUACAAGUCCCGCGCGAAGACUAAGGCCAAGGCGCGGAUAACGUCGCUCGUUCGUCAGGCGGUGAACGAUACUAACGAUCUCAAGGCUCCGUUGCACGGUUUGCAUCUCAUACUGGCUUUGCCCGAAGCCGAUUCGGCAGUGCCCUUAAGACUCUCGGAUAAAUGGCAAGGCGCGCUUUGUUGCGCGUUGAUAGGGAGUCAACCCACGUCCUCCGGCUGCAGUAGUCCUUUGGCUUCCACCGCCUCGGCGACAGCGGAGAGUGACGAGGAGUCUCCCUGGCCUAUGGCAAAGCUCGAACACACCCUAUUCGGCGAAUGGAUCAAUUCAGAUGAGGCGCAGGAAAUUCCAAGUGAGGUUGCUCAGGUGCUGCACGAGUAUCGGGCGGUUUUCCCCGAUACCUUACCUAAAGGUUUACCUCCGAAGCGCCCUCAUGAUCAUCAUAUUCUCCUGGCGCCUGGGAAACUUUCAGCGAGAUCUGCAAUAUACCGUAUGACCCCAGAGCAGCUCACUUUCCACAAACAGGAGAUAGCCAAAUUAUCGGAAUAUGGUUGGAUCGGACCUACCUACUCGCCUAUUUGCUCACCUACGAUCAUGGUGGACAAGCGUGAUGAUGGCUCCGGGGAGCGGAAGAUGCGGAUGGUUGUCAAUUAUCAAGCCUUGAAUGCGCUUACGAUAGCCCCUGAUUUUCCAUUACCUCCCAUUCAAACCAUUCUGGAGCUGCUCGGAGGCGCCAAGUAUUUCUCCACCUUGGACCUGGAAGCAGGAUUCCAUCAAAUACAUACGGCUAAGGAAGACCGGUGGAAGACGGCCUUCCGGUCCGUUCUCGGGCAAUUCGAGUAUCGCGUGAUGCCCUUCGGUCUUAAGGGGGCUCCCGCUACGUUCCAGGCCAAUAUUAAUGCCUAUUUACAACCCCUAUUGGGACAGGGCGUUAUUGCGUAA
Messenger RNA from Eimeria necatrix, 1782 nucleotides. RefSeq lists its product as hypothetical. Bases 1 to 1782 code for a protein of 593 amino acids. The record is from RefSeq and is a predicted model, not a curated record. NCBI's taxonomy places the organism in Eukaryota, Apicomplexa, Conoidasida, Eucoccidiorida, Eimeriidae. The transcript has a single exon.